CGGCCACACUAGAAAAGAAAAACAACAAAAGAGCUAUUUCUUUAUGGUAAUUUAAAAAGUCAUGUAGCAAACAAAAAGAUCAGCGAAACAAAGCAAUGUCACUGCGUGCUUUAAGGAAAAGAGAUAACGGCAGUGGCUACGGCAAUACCAAUAACAACAACCAUUUAGCACCUGUAAGAACUUCGCCAGCAAAUCUCUUCAAGAAAGCCAGCACAGCAACAACGUCACCCAAGAAGUCUCUGCUCAAGAGUGGAAACUCCAAAGCCACCAGCGGAUUGAAGCUGUUCCAGCAAAAGAAGCUGCUCGGUCGCAAGUGCCACUCGAAUCCCGACCUGCGACAAGGGAGGAAAUACCAAAACAACAACAACAACAGCCUGUUGCGCAGCAAAUCGGAGGGGGAUGUCAGUGUAGUCCUGGCCAGCAACUCGGGUGCUCCGUUGACAGUGGCCAACGCCAAAUCAGAGGUGUGUCUGCAGCGAAUCAGCUCGCAUAGCUACGAACAACCGCCUGUAAACAGAAGUGAAAUGCUUGGUGGUGCUCGUUCCCAUCGGGAUCUGACCCAAUCUUCCUAUGGCCACCAGACUGGAGGACAUGCAUCUGUGGACUUGGAACCACCCAGCACUAGAGCUCCGCGUCGCAUGAGCGAGUGCAGCCUGGGCUACAGCCAAACCAGCUCCCGCCACACCGGCUCCAACUCUAUGUUCGCCAGCCAGAUGACCCUCUCCUCGGGAUCGGCGGUGGUUCCUCCCGUGGAUCCCAAUGCCGUGCUCCGAGUGCCCAUCAUUGGCUACGAGGUGAUGGAGGAACGAGCACGCUUCACAGUCUACAAGCUACGCGUCGAGAAUCCGGAGACCAACGACUGCUGGCUGGUGAUGCGACGAUAUACCGACUUUGUGCGGCUGAAUGGCAAGCUGAAGCAAAGUUUUCCCAAUCUCACGCUUAUGCUGCCGCGCAAAAAGCUCUUCGGGGACAACUUCAAUGCCGUCUUUCUGGACAAUCGAGUGCAGGGCCUGCAGAUCUUUGUCAACUCGGUAAUGGCCAAAGAGGAGCUGCGCAAGUGCAAGCUGGUGAGGGAGUUUUUUUGCCUAGACGAGCCGCCCUCGUACUCCGAGUCCAUGGAGGAGUGUCGGGCCAUUUUCGAGGCCCAGGAGGAGACGAUCGUUCAUCUGAAGCUGCAGAUACAAAACAAAAACGAUCUCAUUCUCAGUUUGCAACAGAAGCUGCGCGAGGAGAUGAACGAAAAGGAGCAGCUCAGGGAGGCUAUGAAAAACUUGGACCUCAAUUGCUCGCACUGCUCUUCGGCCAAUGACAGUCUGGGACUUAAGUAGACCCUCGUCGAAUCCAGUUGGAAUCCUAAAAAAAAUCCAAGUUGGAUGUGCCUGUGCGUACUACAUUAUGCUGAGCAUAACCCUACGCACUUGCACCGCUCGUGGAACGCAUCCAUAUCCAAUCCAAUAAUCCAAACCAAGUGCAUAUCGAGGGGCUCGACGCCCCGUCAGUGCUUUAGUAUUCAUAUAUAGACCUAGAUGCUAGCAAGUGCUGCCCAAGCUGGUUCUGAAUGGAAUACAAUAGUAAAUAUUUUUGAUAUUCGCUUAUGGGCAAACUACAGUUAAGGAUGAAUUAAUUAGAUUAAGUGUAUACAAAGUGUUAUGCAAGCUCACAUACAAAAUAAAUCUAAGGCACAAUUUAUUAUCCAAUCAAAA
This is a messenger RNA of Drosophila elegans, 1703 nucleotides long. RefSeq lists its product as uncharacterized. The record is from RefSeq and is a predicted model, not a curated record. The coding region runs from base 96 to 1328 and encodes 410 amino acids. The transcript has 3 exons. Lineage: Eukaryota; Metazoa; Arthropoda; Insecta; Diptera; Drosophilidae. Gene Ontology annotation, biological process: protein targeting to lysosome; endosome to lysosome transport; early endosome to late endosome transport. Gene Ontology annotation, cellular component: extrinsic component of endosome membrane; early endosome; late endosome. Gene Ontology annotation, molecular function: phosphatidylinositol binding.